Molecule: messenger RNA, 1140 nt
Organism: Hydra vulgaris (swiftwater hydra)
Lineage: Eukaryota; Metazoa; Cnidaria; Hydrozoa; Anthoathecata; Hydridae
Source: RefSeq, a predicted model, not a curated record
AUUUUAUUAAUUUAAUUAUUAUAGAUUAGCAAAAAAGAAAAAUGAACGUUAACCACGGAGAUGAAACUGAAGUUAACCACGGAGAUGAAACUGAAGUUGACAAUGAUGGGGAAGAUGAAAUUUAUCAUAAGCGACCUGAUAAAGACAAAGCACUAAAGAAAUACAGAAAAUUGAAACUUAGACUAGAUGAUUUUAUGGAAGAAAUGAGGAAAACAGUCUCAUUAUUAGUGUCAAACUCUGUGACAACUGCAUCGUUCUCUGGUACUACUUCAACAUCAUCAUCAUCUGAUAUGACUGCAAUUGCAGUGACAUCUGGUACUACUACAAUUGCCUCACCAUCUGAUACUACUACAACUGCAUUGACAUCUGGUAGUACUACUACAAUUGCGCUGACAUCUGGUACUACUACAAUUGCAUCGUCAUCUGGUACUACUACAACUACAUCGUCAUCUGGUACUACUACAGUUGCAUUGUCUGGCACUGCUGCAACCGAUCUAAAUUGGAGCAGCUACAGGCUUUAUCGCUCCCAGCACCCAGGACCUCUUUCUGAGAGGUCCUUUAACAAAUGGUGCUUUAAUAAUGGUAUGGAUGAGCCCUCAUUUAAAUGGAGAGCUCAUCCAUACAGGGGUGCUGGGAGGCACCAAGGAAAAAACAGCAACAAAAAAAUUUUAAAUAUCUUUAAUCAGUGAAGAUAUUUACAAUUUUUUUGUUGCUGUUUUUUCCUUGGUGUUUUAUUCUCAAUGAAAUAAAUUUAUAAUUUUAAUUUUGUUUGUUUUUAUUUUUUUAGUAUUUGUUUAGACUAUUAAUUUUUGACUAGACAUUUAAUUUUUGGUUCACAAUAUAACAUGACUGUAAUUGUCCCCAAUAUAUAUCAUAUCAGUUAAAUCAGAAAAAUGUACUAUAGUAGAUAAUUAACUGUAAAAAAAAAACCACAUGUAAAUUUCUAAUAUUUUAAAGUUUAUAAUUUGUUGAUUUUUACCAGAUUUUAUUUCUUUUCAUUGUUUCGAAUUCAAUAGUUUAGUGUUUAUAACUGCUUUUAACUUAUGUUAAGCUUUAAUAAAUUUAAUCUUCUAAUUUUUAUCUAAUAUAGAUAUUUUAAUAUGUAAAAUAGAUAGUCUUAAUAAUAAAGAAAAAAAAAAG